AUGAUCCGGCAGGAGCCGAAGGCUUAUUUCCUCUACGAAAACGUAGAUCUCAGCUCUUUCAGUGAGCUGGAACCUGCCUGCAAGGAACUGGAUUUUGCCGCUUUUGAAGAUAUCCAUGCUUCAUGCCUUCUCCGCAUUACGAAUACUGCCGACCUUGAAGUUCGGCUUCGUCGUGAUGGUCCUCCAAAUGAUCAAUGGCUUGCCAAAGGUGUUAUGAAGGUUAUUUUAUGGAAUGAACACUUUGAAAUUGAUGGUUCAUAUCCAGCUACAUGGUGCAAUGAAAAACCGUUUCAUUUGGUCGAUCUAAUGAGCCGAAAAUCUUUGAAAUCUGAAAUCGGGGCUGAAAUGUUCAAUGUGGAAAUUUCGAUUAAAUUUGACAAGUGGGAAGGACUUAAAGUGCUGAAACUUUUCCAAUUCGAUCAUCAAUACUUGGAUUCCGACCUGAAUAUCAAUGUUCAAGGGGAGAAUUUUUACAUGAGAUCCAAGACACUGUUCAAAGAAGUUCCUGCGCUUCAAGAGUAUCUAGAACAGAACUUUGAACCGGGAACAAAGAAAUAUAUGAUGCAUGAACUGAACGGACAGAGAAGCAUCAAAGCAUUCAGAACUUUGCUUCAAGUAUCCUUCCGAUGCAGCUUCAUCACCAACAUACACGAAGUUGGAGAAGUUCUUACUUUGGCUUACCGUUUUGAGUAUCCCGAAUUGAAGAAGAAAUGUGAAUAUUAUUUGAUCAGUGAGCCAGAAAGUGAUUGGUUCCAGAAACUUGUUUUUGCGGAUCUUUAUGAACUUCCAUUGCUGAGAACCCAUGUCCUAAAUAACACUAUCGGCCUUGCACAAAUCUGGCGAAACCUACAUCUUCACAGAUUUCUCUCCACAGAAACGAUUCGAGCAAUCACUUGCAAAGCUAUUGAACUCAAAAACCAAAAGAAUUUUGGAGAUGGUCCAUCUACUGGAUGGGCAAAACUUGAUCUGCACACAAUAACUGAAAACCGCUGGGAGCGUCUGAAACGAGUUCCGAUCUGUAUUGCAGCUCCUGAACCAGAUGUGACUGCUCGAGUUGAAAAGUUUGAGAGUACUUUUAUGCCGAAACACUUCGGAGUUGAGCUUAUCACCCCAGAGUUUUCAUUUGUGGAAAAAUGUUUGAAUCUAUUCACAUACAAAGUUCAACUUGGCCCCGACCAUCGCCUUCUCUUCAAACUUGAUUGGAAUAAUAUUCAAACUGAUAACUUCGUCUGGUCAGCUACUGCAAACGUUUUCAUCCGUCUUCAAUAUCAAGGAUCUCAAAAAUUCGAAAUAUCCGAAAGAGUCAUAUUUGAUUAUGAUCAUCAAUCAAUUUUCUUCGAUGGACUUCACAUUCAAAAUGUGUUCCCAGGAGGUGUGGAGCAUCUAUUGGAUGGAUUGGGAAAUAAUCCAACACUACCGAAAAUAGAAAUUAUGGUUGUUGUAGACAAGAUCAGGGGAUUGGAGCUGACUCCAUUCGAUCCAUCCUUGGAUUCAGAUGAAGAAAUGGAUGAUGAGUGGAUCCUUCAGCCGUCUAGAACCUCUCCAAUCGUUUGUUGUGGAAAGUAUCUCUACGUUGAUAAGGAGGUACUCCGCAAGCAAUCUCGCGUGUUCUCAAAGAUCUUUGAGCAAACUUAUGAACCCAUUACCAUUCCACUGACGUUUGACAAGUUUGAAGCAUUUUCCAGUUUAUUGGAAUUCCUUCACGGUGAAGAUAUCUACUUCAAUUAUAAUAACGUCUUCAAAAUCAUUGAAUUGGCACGUGCUUUCGAUGCCGAUGAUAUUCUCGAGCAGGCUAUUGAUUGGAUUUUCAAUGAGCCGCAAAAUGGAAAGCUUGAGAAGUUGGAAUUUUCUGAGAGAUAUGCAAUUCCAGAACUUCAAAAAGUCAUUACUGAUAAUAUUCUUGAUCUUGAUGAAUUGUUUCAAAUAAUGAAACAUCCGGCGAAACUUAGUCGUCGCUUACUUCAAAUUCUUCAAGAUCGUAUGAUCAAUCUUCCAAUUCCAGCUGACGAAGAAAAAGAAUUUGAAUAGAAUUUUCGAUUAGAUAAAAUUAUUAGUUUCUUGAAAGUGUAACAUUUUUGUUGUAUACUUUGUACUCUAGAUAACACGAUCAUUUGUACUUUAUUGUUUUCCGUUUUUUCCUCUGUACAAUACCUGAUAGUUUUUUGUAUUUUUUUGGAUGAGAUUACACAGUUGACUACUACUAUCUUCGUGCAAAAGCUACCAGCUCCUUGUAAAUUUAAAAAUCUCCCACAAAAUCUUUCAUGAAACCACUUUCCCCAAAUUACUUUCAAUUGUUUUUUGUACUUUAUAGAUCUGAUCGUUUUUUCAAAUUCAAGCAUUUCUCAGGAAUCUUCUUUUUUGCAUGUCUCAGGAAAGUCACCAAAAUUCUUUACUAAUCUGCAAGUUUUUUAUUUGAAUUUUUCUGAAGUUUUUUUAUUAGUUAAAUAAAUUUU
This is a messenger RNA of Caenorhabditis elegans, 2453 nucleotides long. RefSeq names its product BTB domain-containing protein (gene Y97E10AR.1). The record is from RefSeq and is marked reviewed. The transcript is spliced from 7 exons. NCBI's taxonomy places the organism in Eukaryota, Metazoa, Nematoda, Chromadorea, Rhabditida, Rhabditidae. Bases 1 to 2028 code for a protein of 675 amino acids.